AUCCAACUAGAGUGUGCCAUGCCCACGGUUUUCAACAGAAACCCAACGAUCUGCUAAUAAAUGGAACUGCUAGUUGCUAGCGAGGCCAUCAAUACGCAUUUUGUUUUCUGUUUAUUUAACUAGCGGCUGUGUUUUCAUGGGAAAUGUAUUAGCAAGCUAACGUCAGAUAGCGCGAUAACUGCGCCAAAAAUGAUGCGAGAUUCAAUCGAAUGUUGCACUGCUAGCUAGUCAGCCAAAACUGACUGGGGAAUGGUCAUUGCUCAGUUUGCCAGCAUCACAGCUCUGACACAUCACGAAGCCGUUCAGCUAUCGAGACAUAACGCUGGAAACUAGCUAGCGUUUAGUUGGAUAGAAAAAGGAGGACGAGCAUUUGCUGGGAAGUGGUGACUGUGCCAUUGCAAGACUGGCCAUAUGGAUGCGUUGCCUUUGUGUGCAUUUUAUUGACAAUUGUGGCUUGGCUCUAGCUAGGGGGCGGACAGGGCUGAGAAGGCGGACAGUUGGCUACGUUAGCUAACUAGCUUGUUGGAUGUCGCGACAGUGCAGUUAGCCCCGUUCGUUGUGUCAGGCCAAGGACCAGGGGACGCACGAACCCAAGUCAGUGAACAGGGAGUAUCGCAAUCAAGGCGGGUAAUAGGGAUAGUUAGCUAGCUAGCUAGUUGUCCAACUAGCUAGCUAACGUGAGAAAUCUAAACAAGGCUUGAAGCGCGCAUCAACGGAGAGAGGCCCUCAACACACCCCCUCGCACCGACACUGCCCCCUCUUCACCGAUCCUCCCGUGAUUUGCUGAGAUCUGUACACGGGUGAAGUCGGACAGUUCUCGGUUGGGGACAACUUGACAGCGAGGCCCCUAGCUCCCCUCCCCCAUCCAAGACCCCUCAGUCCACCUCCUCGCCAGACAUUAGAAGCGAGGAUCGGGAUAUUAGAUACCUAGCUAAAGUUAACCCAACCAGCUAGUGCAUUCUAACCCGCGGGCUGCCAAAACCAGGAGGGAUGACUUUGGAGUCGAUGAUGGCUUGCUGCCUGAGCGAAGAGGCGAAGGAAUCGAAACGAAUCAAUGCGGAGAUAGACAAACAACUCCGGCGAGACAAGCGGGACUCGAGGAGAGAACUGAAAUUGCUCCUUCUCGGUACAGGAGAGAGUGGGAAGAGUACAUUCAUCAAGCAGAUGAGGAUCAUCCACGGGGCGGGCUACACAGAGGAGGACAAGAGGGGUUUCAUCAGGCUGGUGUACCAGAACAUCUUCACCUCCAUGCAGUCUAUGAUCAAAGCCACAGAGAACCUCAAGAUCCCCUUCAAAUACGAACAGAAUCGGUCUAAUGCCAUGUUAGUGAAGGAGGUGGACAUAGAGAAGAUCUGUGGUUUCGACCAGCCCUACAUCAGCGCCAUCAAGACCCUGUGGGCCGACCCUGGGAUACAGGAGGCCUACGACAGACGCAGGGAAUACCAGCUAUCAGACUCCACUAAAUACUAUCUAACUGAUCUGGACCGUAUCUCAGACAACAACUAUCUGCCCACACAGCAAGAUGUUCUGAGGGUGCGAAUCCCCACCACCGGCAUCAUAGAGUACCCCUUCGACUUGUCAAGCAUCAUUUUCAGGUAGACAAUGCUAGCGUGCUAACUUUAGCCUAGCAGACACGUCAUAGUCAGGUGGAGUUGCUAACAUUAGCCUAGCAAAUACAUAAUUUUCAGGUAGACAAUGCUAACGUGCUAACAUGAGCCUAGCAAAAGCAUCAGUCAGGUGGCGCAACUAACGUCAGCAUCCUUUUCAAGUAGAAGAGGCUAAGGUGCUAACAUUAGCCUAGCAAAUGCAUCAUUCAGGAAGGGGAUGCUAGCAUCAGCAUCAGUGCCCUUGUGCAGUCAUGGUAACCAGUGAAUCAUCCCUUGGCCCUGCUCCAUUACUUCUUAAAAUGCAUCCUCCUUUUCUCAAAGUAAUCAUCACCGCUUUGGCAUGAGAGCAUAGGUGAAAGUUAGAGUCCCACAUUAAGCUUUCACCAAUCCAGUCAUGUCAUUAAUUAGUGGUUACAUUAAAUUAAGGAAGGAUACAUUUAUCAGUAUUUGGAUAGGGCAUACCGAUGUGUGCGUGUACAUCUUGCAUGUCAUACGCUCUGGUUGUUCCAUAACUAUCAUUGAACUCCUCAAUCAGCAGUGGACAGAGCUGUGUUUUAUUGUAGGCUUGAUCUCCACCAUUGAUCUCUCUCUCACACACACACCCAACCUCCUCCACUCAUACACUCACACACAUCCUCGUGAGUCCAAAGUCAUACAUUCUGGCGCCUGUCUUUUUAAAAUGGGUCACCCUCUUUCUCCUCUCCUCCCCUCUGUUCAUCCUGGCAGAGGAAAGGAGGUCGUCCUCUCUCUCUCUCCCAGUGAAGGAUGUUAUUUCGGGCCUGGGGUCCUGCAGGGCUCUGAUUGGCUCUUGGUCUCUGUGGACUGCAGUACCCCAUGCUACAGCAGGAGGGCGUUUCAUCACAAAUUAAAUCACAUACAUUCACUUCUGGAAAAACGAAAAGAAAAUAACCCCAAUCUGUUUAAUUCAAAGACAGGACUAUGCAAAUCUAGGCCUCAAAGACCAUAGUACUGCUGGUUGCCGUUUCCCUGGAUGUUAAAUCAUUGAUUAAGAUCACUGACGUAGAACAAGUCUCACCUGGUCUGAAUCAGUUCCUGGUACAUAAUGUAACUUUAUCAGACAGACUAACAUUUUACAUGACUUACCUUUACUUCUACUUGAAAUGUUUAACACAGAAGAACACUUAACAAAACCUAAAAGACAACCUAGGAGGACAGUGGCAAAGAGAAACGGAAGGAAGAAACCUUGACAUGCACACACUCUCACACACACUCCAGUCAGAACUCCUCGGAGGACACACUCCUGUCGUUCACCCAGCAAAGGAAUCCCGCCAUCAGAGGUGCCUUCUGUAUCCCUCCAUCUUCUUCCCUUUUGUAUUCUCAUCUGCUCCUCUUUCUCUG
This is a messenger RNA of Oncorhynchus keta (chum salmon), 2966 nucleotides long. RefSeq names its product guanine nucleotide-binding protein subunit alpha-11-like. Gene Ontology annotation, biological process: phospholipase C-activating dopamine receptor signaling pathway; action potential; adenylate cyclase-modulating G protein-coupled receptor signaling pathway. The record is from RefSeq and is a predicted model, not a curated record. The coding region runs from base 991 to 1599 and encodes 202 amino acids. The transcript is spliced from 4 exons. NCBI's taxonomy places the organism in Eukaryota, Metazoa, Chordata, Actinopteri, Salmoniformes, Salmonidae. Gene Ontology annotation, cellular component: heterotrimeric G-protein complex. Gene Ontology annotation, molecular function: guanyl nucleotide binding; G protein-coupled receptor binding; G-protein beta/gamma-subunit complex binding.